Messenger RNA from Scutellospora calospora, 954 nucleotides. Lineage: Eukaryota; Fungi; Glomeromycota; Glomeromycetes; Diversisporales; Gigasporaceae. The record is from the annotation of a GenBank genome assembly.
AUUAUGGCCUAGCUCAGCAUUUGUUAAUAAUAAACUCUAUAUUAUUGGCGGGCUGCCAAAUAAUGACUCUUUUUAUCUAGAUAUUACGAAACCUUUUACAGUAACUGAUAUGUCGUCAAUGCCAUGGACUGAUAUUUCUACAGGUUCCCCUCAAAAAAAUAGUGUUACGGCUUGUACUGGCGGAGCGAAUAAUAAUUCAAUUUUUGUUAUUGGUAAUAAACCUUCAAUUUCUUAUCGACCUUUGGUUAGUUAUUAUGAUACAACCUUAUUAUCAUGGACCAAUGUUACUGCUUCCUCUGGUCCUGUUGACAGAUAUUUUAUUUCAUGUGCAAAUUUUGGGAAAGGGAUGAUUGCUAUUUUUAGUGGCACUUACAUUACCCCGACCGGGAAUAGCUCUAGUGAUCUUUGGAUAUUCAACACUUUAACACUUACUUGGAAUUCAAGUAAGGCAACUAAUCCUCCAGCAGGUAGAUCCAAUUAUCGUGCAUUAACUUUACCUGAUGAUAAUAUUUUAUAUAUUGGUGGAAGUUAUAAUAAUGCAUCUUUAGGAUAUGUACCAAUGAAUAAUCUAUCAUUAUAUAAUACAAAUUCUGACAGCUGGACUAGUAUAACUACGUCUGGUCAGACCCCUCCACCUCGUAUAUAUUUUUCUGCUGUAUUAACAUCUGAUGGUCGUAUUAUAAUGUUUGGAGGUCAGGGUCCGUUUACAACAGGAUCACCACAAAUUUCUUAUGGUGAUUUGUGGAUCUUGAAUAUAUCAAAUUAUCAAUGGUCAAGUGGAAAUAUCUCAAAUCCAACUAUGGGUCCAUCAAAUCUCUUUUCUCAUACUGCAGAUUUGGUGAACAAUACUUAUAUGUUUGUUUCUUUUGGUACUGAUUCUUCUGAUUUUCCUACUCCUACAAAUACUUCUUCGAAAAUAUAUAUACUUGAUAUAAGCAAAAAUAAUACUUAUCA